Dermacentor andersoni is the source of this 396-nucleotide messenger RNA. NCBI's taxonomy places the organism in Eukaryota, Metazoa, Arthropoda, Arachnida, Ixodida, Ixodidae. The record is from RefSeq and is a predicted model, not a curated record.
GCUACCAUGCAUCUCGGAAGAAACACCUGUUACUUAAUGCUGCUCGUUGCAGUUCUUGCUGCUGGAGAGAGGACCGAGCAAAAUGCUGACAGGUGCCACGAAGGUGCAAUGAGCGAAAAAGAGGAGCACUCAGAAGAACUUGGGAGUCGUGGCCGACCACAGCGUCACCACAACCGUUUCCUGGCUCACAGGGAUGGCGCCAUGGAAUCUGGUGAACACGGCUCCGAAGAGGACCGGGCAUUUGAACGGCUCUCUUCUCUGGCCAGGUAUGCGAAGUCGAAGCUCUCAUUCGGCAGUGGAGGAUCGAGGACCACGGAUAAAAGAAGCCGUUCAUGUAAUAAGGAGUGAUUAAUUGGUCUACCUAAUUGAACAAUAAAGAGAGUACUUUUCACAGCA